AUGGAUAUCAAAACGCUGCUUCACAACCUUCGCGAGGAAGUUUCGUGCCCAGUGUGUACUAACGUGUACACUGAUCCAAAGCACCUUCCAUGUCUACACACGUUUUGUCUGCACUGCUUGAAACACUGGCACACAACAAGCCAUGGCCGAGACACAAUCAGAUGCCCGAAGUGUCAAGCUAUUAGCAGAGUGCCUGAAAGUGGCGAUUUGAAAGAUCUUCCCACCAGCUUUUAUCUGAAUGGCUUGAUUGAUGUGUUAGCAAUUAAAGAGUGCAAAACCAGCCAAGUACAAUGUGGAAAUUGCGACAAGAAAAGCUCCGAGAGUUCUUAUUGUUUUCAUUGUUGCGUGUUUUGGUGUGACGAGUGCAUCAUUGGACACAACAUCAUUCGCAGCAAUAAAGAUCAUCGUGUUCUGGCGCUCAAAGACUUUCAAGACAAAGACUAUGAAGAUGUGAUGAAACGACCUGCUUUCUGUCCUAAGGAAGAUCAUAACAAAGAAGAGCUAAAGUACUUUUGCAAACCCUGUGAAACGCCAGUUUGCCAAAUUUGUGUCACAAUAGAGCAUGGAGGUCAUAAUAUAAAGUUAAUCAAAGAAGAAGCCGAGAGACAAAAGAGAGAGAUUAAGUCUUUCAUAGAAAAACAGCGACAUAAUUUACAAGCAAAAAUGAAUACCGUAAGCCGACUUGAUGAAGAAUGUGCUAGACUGAUACAACAAGGCGAAGAUGUGAAGAGAGAGAUUCAAACAUUUAUUGACAAUUUUAUUGCAGUCAUUGAAGCAAAAAAGAAAAACAUAUUCGCAGAGGUGGAAAAAGAAACAAACAAGUCGAUUGAAAGCAUAAGAAGGCAAAAGACCGAGAUCGAGCGUCAAAUGACGGCCAUGAAAUCAUCUCUGGAGAAGGUUGAGAAACUUUUCACCCGAAGUACAAACGCUGAAAUUGUUCAACUGAAGAAAUCAUCAGACACCAUCUUUGAAGGAGUUCAUCAAAUCGAGUCAACCGACUGUGACCCCGAACUUGUGGCUCAUUUUGUCUUCGUGGAAAAUUAUAAGUUGUUCAACACUGUCAAAGCCAAACAAAUUGGAACUUUGAAAAAACCAACAAAAGCAGGUCAUUGUGAUAUUGAAGGCAAAGGACUAGAGGGAGGAAUUGCUCUCCGUGAAGCUCACUUUACCUUGACAACAAAGGACACCGAAGGAAGACAGUUUUACAAUGAACGUGACCAUGUAACGGUGGAGAUCAGGGACGAACAAGGACGAGAAUGGACGUCAGAAAUACAAAUAAAUGACUGUAAAGAUGGACUCUAUCAAGUCAAGUAUUGUCCCAGAGAUCCAGGAAAAUGUCAAGUGACUGUAAAGGUAAACGGAGAACAUGUCCGUUACAGUCCUUUUGCUGUGCAGGUAACACCAUUUCGGUUUAAACCUGUACUUUCCUUCGGGAAAGAGGGCUCGUCUGAGGGAAUGUUUAGGUUUCCUUGGGGAGUAGCAGUAAAUGCUAAGGAUGAGAUAGUUGUUACUGAUUAUUACGGCCAGAGAGUCCAAAUUUUUAACAGUGAAGGAAAUUACUUGAGGUCGUUUGAUCGGCCUGGUACCAAAGAAGGAGAAUUUCAAUCUCCUAUCGGAAUAACAUAUCAUGAUAAUGGGAAUAUUUUCGUGACAGACUGUCGGAACGAUAGAAUUCAGAUUUUCAAAGGGAAGGGUGAGUACGUGGGAUCCUUUGGUGGGAGAGGAAGCCUUGAUAGUCAGCUCAUUAGUCCCUGGGGUUUAUCGGUAGACAGUGAUGGGAAUAUCAUUGUCGCUGAUUCAGGUAACAGGCUGAUUAAGAUAUUUUCUCCUGAUGGCAAUUUUCUGACGAGGAUAGGAGAGCAGGGCUCUUUUACUCUUCCUCUCCACUGUAUUCAAUAUGAAAGAUACCUCAUAGUGUCAGACUGUGAUGAAAAUUGUAUCAAAGUUUUUGACAGGAAAGGAAACUUUCAGUACAAGUUUGGAAAGAAGGGUGGAGGGGACGGGGAGUUAAAAGGUCCCAGUGGUUUGUUGGUGAACAAAUCAGGUCUCUUGAUGGUCUGUGACGUAAAUAACAACAGAAUACAAGUAUUUGAACUGAAUGGAAAGUUUCUCGGCAAGUUUGGAAUAAAGGGUGGCAAUUUAGGAGAGUUCAGUGAACCAAACUCUUUAGCAGUUCUCAGCAAUGGCCAAAUUGUUGUUUGUGACACUUUGAACUAUCGUAUACAGAUACUGGAAUAACUUGUUCACAUUAUUUUGUACUAUUGCGCCUAAUCAAGAUCAAUUAAUUAAUUUUGAGUACAACCAUCGAAUGUAAAACAUUGGAGAUUCUACUUAUUCCCUGAAUGACCUUCUUUGUUAUUCUAAACCUUAACAACAGCUAUUAUUCAAAGAGUAACUAUCCAAGAUAGGAUUAUUUAUGAAUUACAGGGAUGGAAGUGGGCUUAAAAUAUUAAAAUUCGUUUUCUUUUACACCAGAACAUCUGCAGUAAUUUAAAGACAAAUAAAGGACUUGUCUUAGGGACAAGAUUAUAUAUUAGUAACAAGGCGAGGGCAGUGGUCCGGAAACAUUCAUUCUGUCUGUAGCAUAUAUAAUCAAACAGCUAGGAGGGGAGUUUAACAUAUACAUUUUAAGUGUAACUGAUACUACACAGUUCCCUGCAUAAGAUCAUGCUGUUUUAGAAGUAACUUUUAGGAAGAGUUAAGACCACUUUUUGUUCUCCGUUUUUGUUCGUAACUCACUUCGCUGGGAAAGAAAAAAUUAAAUUAAUGCAGGAGACAGUUUUCAUUACUGCUUUGUCUUAACUUUUAUGUACGAAGACAAAGGCUUUUAUGUAAAUCAUCAGCAAGGUCUGCAAAUUUCAGUAGUAGAAAACAUAAUAAAGUAAUCAGAGUGUGUUUAUCUGUUUUGUAAGAGUUGUCUUUUUUGGAUAUUCCAAUAUUGUAGUGAAUAGAUUUACAACCUUGCUAAUUGUAAGAUGUUCCACUACUUUUUCAUGAGAUAAGUUUUCACCCUAGUAUAGAUUACCAAGUUGAUAGAGGUCAAAUCCAACGAAACUUAUUUUGACUGUAUACGAUUCACUGAACUAUUUCGUGUAUAAUGUCAUAAGACUUAAUGCGUCGUCGUUUUGAGUGUUGAUGUAUCAUUAAAGACGUUAUGAUUUGAAUUUAAGAUGAUGGUCAUCAAUUUAAUGUCAACAAAAUAGGGUACCUUCCGGAAAAAUCGUUCACAGUGCGCAACUAUAGAAGAAGCUACGAAAAGCUAUCUAACGCUAUUAGCUUAUAAAGUAUAGUUUCUGAGAAUAACUUAAUUUUUUUCCAAAUUUUAUUUUUUUUUUAACCGCCCGCGAGCCUGAAAAUAAUGUUUAAAAAACACGAAACGGAAUUAACAGACAAAACUAUACAAACAAGACCUAUCAACUAGUGACAAAUUGAUAUGCAACGUGACUGUUCGUGACACAAUUCUACACUUCCCUUUCAGAAGCCACAUAAUAAAGGGGAAUGAAAAAUCCCAGCAUAAUAGUACUGCACUAAAAAAUUAGUCUUCGUAUACAAUAAAAGCCAAGUUCAGUGUCAGCAGAUUUCUCUUUGUGAAAGACAAGAAUAAACGUCUGGAAGAAGGACAAGCUAUCUUUUUUUCCUCUCUUUGUAAGAUUUAUUUUAAGCUUUCCUUUAACAAAUUGCUUAAUUUACGGCUACGAAGUCUCUUCAAGAAUCAUCCCAACCAUAAACCCAGGGCUUCUCUUCUCUUUCGUAGAAUUCGUGAAGUUAAAAGUCCACGGUUAUCUCUUCUAAGUGAUCUUUAAAAAUUUCUUCAAGUUUUUCGUGACAUGUUCCAGCCGAGUAAAGAAUGGUGAGCGGGUCAGUUUCACAUUCCUGAGAACUAGGAAUACAAGGAAUCGUUCUUCAGGUGCCAGCUCAUAUUCAGUCUCAAAUUUCCCUCUUGCGUCAAAACAUGAAUAAACGUCUGUAACGGGGUCAAGUCAUCUUUCUUCACUCUCUUUGUCAGAUUUAUUUUAGGCUUUCCUUUUCUCUUAAACAGAUUUCUGGGUGUAUAGAUGCAUUGACUCUUCAAGUGCCAUUGCAGCCAUAAACCCAGGACUAAUAAUCUUUUUCACAGUGGAAGUCUAUCGUGUCUCCUUCUUGCGAUAGUAAUAUCUUCUCGUUUCUCGUGACAGUUCCAGCCGAAGAACAGCGGGCGAGUCAGUUUUAUUUUUCAGAUAACCAGGAAUCUAAGGAAUCCUUGAUUAAAGUGUUUCUUGUAUCAGUAAAGUUCUGUGAUUUCUUUAUUCACAAACCUGCCGUCAAAACAACUAAUUAAUUCUUUCAAAUUAAUCAUGUUAAAGAGUUUAAUUUCCUACAAUGUUUCGCUAUAUUGACAGAGAUAAACACUUUUCUUUGUGGUUUCUGUGUGUGGUAUAAACCGAAGAAAUUCACCUCAGUGCCGGUGAAAGUGGUGGAUAUCAACCUCCACUUCCAUGAACAAUUGUUAAUGAGCCAAGAUAAGACUAGUUAUCAUUUACGGGUGGAAGGGAAUUAGGCCAGAGAUGAAAUCUUAUAUUGUUUUCCUUUCAGUCUGCACAUCUGCAGUGUUAAAAAAACAAAAAACAGAACAAAGCAAAAAAAAUCAAUUUGGAAUGGCGAGACUAUUCAUUAAUCACAGGGGGAGGGUAGAGGGCUAAGAAAGUUAUUUCUAUCAGUGGCAUUUGUUCUCAAACAAUUUACGUAAACGAGAACAAAAAGUGACGCGGGGGAAAGUUCAACUUCAUCUAUUGAGGAAUACAUCAAUAACUUUUAUAUAACCAGCUCAAGGCUUUCGGUAAAUCAACUAGGUCUUGAGGAGAGUUUAAUGUUUAAUAAACCUCUUAUAUCCAUUUUGAAAUCACUAAUAAUUCUUUUAUCUUAUUGGCUCUCAUCGGUGCGAGUUUUUCACGAAUCGCUGCAUUUUUUGCUCGUAAUCACAUUUUUUUCCAGCCAACGAGACAACUUUACUAAAACACAACAACUAAUCGGAUUUCAAAAACAAUCAUAAACUAAUCCAGCUUACUGGAUCAAUUGAAAAUGUUAGUACAGACUUAAAAAUCCUCUUUUUUAGCGACUGAAUUUUGCAAUUUCAACUUUACUAACAAUAACAACUUUACUAAAACACAAAAACUAAUCGGAUUUCAAGGCUUGUUUAAAGGAACCAAUCAUAUUGCAGGAAAAUAAAUAAAUUAAAACCAGCUCAAUACUGGAUCAAUUGAAAAUGUUAGUAAAGACUUAAAAAUCCUGUAUUUUAGCCACUGAAUUUUGCAAUUUCAAAACGGAUGCAAUGAAGUAGUAAUUAUUAGUAGUAAUUAGAUAUAUUAAUAUAUCUUAGCAAAUGAAUAAAUGAGAGUUUGCAUAUCAAGUGCUUGAAAGCUCUAAUUUCGGAUUAAACUUUGCUACAAACAAUGCUACUUUUUAUUUCUAACAAGGGGAGGGUGACACCUCGUUUUAAAUAAGAGCUUUCACUGUGUAUGAUAGGGCGUAUUGAAUUAUGAGAGAGAUUUUGUUGGUGCAUUUCAAUAAGGGGUUUUAAGGCCUUAAAUCGUGAUGAUGGCGGUUUGCUUCCUGACGCCUACUUACACCUCGUCAAAAAAAGGCCGCUAAUUAGUGAUCAUAUAAAAGGACCUCUUGUUGCAGCGUUUAGAUCACCUCUGAUGAAGUCACUAGACAGGAGUGUCGAAACGUUGGGUCUAUGAAUUGUAACUUCUUCGGUUACAUUCAUUAAAUCUGUAAACCAGAGUAGCAUCAAACCAUGUCUGAUUGUCCACCUGGUUGCCGUGUGAACUUUAAUAUACUUAAAAUUCAUUAUAACUUUCGCAAAAUUCUUGAGAUAGAAUUAGAUUUUACGAGACUGAAGAUUCUAAUCCUGUGAGAGGACAUUGACGCCAACAUGUGUUAGAGUCUAUGUAAUCGAUCAGGUCACGCAGGUUCCUUCCGUUUCUCGGGCUACCGACCUAAGCUUUUGAAACAUUUUGUAUUUUCUGAGACCGCAGCUCCGAAAAGUAGGAUGAUGCUUCUACCCAAACAAGCAAUCUCUUUUUUGAAAAAGUGCAACCGUUUUGUAAUGACUCUUCAAGAGUCAUUGCAGCUGUCAACUCAGGGCUUCUCAUCUCUUUCGCAGAUUAAGUCCAUAAAUUUCUCAUGCUAUUAUCAAGUUUUUGUGACAUGUUCCAGCCUGACAAAAAACAGCGUGCAAGUCAUAUAAAUUUCCUUUGUAACAUUUUCACCCUUUCAAAGGGGAAUGUUAGUAGCAUUUCAUUGUGAAUACGCAGUCGGCUCUUUGUAUGAAACCUCCACUGGUGAAACAAAUCAUCGUUGAAUUAUCAAAAAAUUGAUCUUAAAAGUUAUAAAUCAUUAGCAUGAUUGAAAAAGAGGAAUUCAGUGAGAGAGAAAAAAUCGAAAACGAUCAUCGCCUGUUUUGAAAGAGGAGCUUAUAGCGCGCUACAACGUUGGAUGUGAGACGUCACGCUCGGUGGAUGUGUGUGAGUCUAAUCAGGUCACGCUUAGAGCCAUGCGGGGUGUGUUUACGAGUUUCUUUCUCCGAUUAUGCUACAGAUCUAGGCUCUAAAAUAUAUUUUAUUUAAGACCGUGGAACAAAGAAAUCCACGGUCAAUAAAGGACAGAGAAAACUUUGCCAGGAGGAUGCUGAUUCACUCACGCUCUUCAAAACCCUCCUUUGUGAGGUGUCCAUUCGUUGUCUCCUUCCGGUGAUUUUCUCGUUUUUCGUGACAUUUAAGUGUUUCUUGUGUUACCAAGUUCUGUGAUUGGUUUAUACACAAAACUUGUUGUCAUAACAAAUAAUCAAUUCCAAGAAUAGCUAAAAAAAAAGAGUCUCAAGGCAUCAAUGUUUCGAGUUCAAUUCCGAGAAAAGCUGAUUUGGUCGAGCGUGUGCUUAGUUCUUGGUGAAAAAUACAUGGAUAUCAAAACGUUGCUUCACAAUCUUCGCGAGGAAGUUUCGUGCCCAGUGUGUACUAACGUCUACACAGAUCCAAAGCAUCUUCCAUGUCUACACACGUUUUGUCUGCAGUGUUUAAAACACUGGCACACAACAAGCCAUGGCCGAGACACAAUCAGAUGCCCGAAGUGUCAAGCUAUUAGUAGAGUGCCCGAAAGUGGCGAUUUGACAGAUCUUCCCACCAGCUUUUAUCUGAACGGCUUGAUUGACGUGCUAGCAAUUAAAGAGUGCAAAACCAGCCAAGUGCGAUGUGGAAAUUGUGACAAGAAAAGCGCCGAGAGUUCCUAUUGUUUUCAUUGUUGCGUGUUUUGGUGUGACAAGUGCAUCAUUGGACACAACACCAUUCGCAGCAAUAAAGAUCAUCGUGUUCUGGCGCUCAAAGACUUUCAAGACAAGGACUAUGAAGAUGUGAUGAAACGACCUGCUUUCUGUCCCAAGGAAGAUCAUAACAAAGAAGAGCUAAAGUAUUUUUGCAAAGACUGUGAAUUGCCACUUUGCCAAAUAUGUGUCACAUUGGAUCAUGGAGGUCAUAAUAUAAAGUUAAUCAAAGAAGAAGCCGAGAGACAAAAGACUGAGAUUAAGUCUUUCAUAGAAAAACAGCGAAAUAAUUUACAAGCAAAGAUGAAUGCCGUAAGCCGACUUGAUGAAGACUGUGCCACACUGAUACAACAAGGCGAAGAUGUGAUGAGAGAGAUUCAAACAUUUGUUGACAAUUUGAUCGCAGUCAUUGAAGCAAACAAGAAAAAUAUAUUCACAGAGGUGGAAAAAGAAACAAAUAAGUCGAUUGAAAGCAUAACAAGGCGAAAGACCGAGAUCGAGCGUCAAAUGACGGCCAUAAAAUCAUCUCUGGAGAGGGCUGAAUUACUUUUUACCCGAAGUACAAACGCUGAAAUCAUCCAACUGAAGAAAUCAUUAGACGCAAUAUUUGAAGGAGUUCAUCAAACUGAGCCAACCAACUGUGACCCCGAACUUGUGGCUCAUUUUGUCUUCGUGGAAAAUCGAAAGUUAUUUAACACUGUCAAAACGGAAGACAUUGGAACUUUGAAAAAAACAACAAAGGCAAGUCAAUGUGUCGUUGAAGGCAAAGGACUGGAGGAAGGAAUUGCUCUCCGUGAAGCUCACUUUACUUUGACAACAAAGGACACCGAAGGAAGACAGUGUUACAAUGAACGUGACCGUGUAACGGUGGAGAUCAGGGACGAACAAGGACAAGAAUGCACGUCAGAAAUACAAAUAAAUGACUGUAAAGAUGGACUCUAUCAAGUCAGUUAUAGUCCCAGAGAUCCAGGAAAAUGUUUAGUGACUGUAAAGGUAAACGGAGAACAUGUCCGUGACAGUCCUUUUGCUGUGCAGGUAACACCAUUUCAGUUUAAACCUGUACUUUCUUUCAGGAAAGAGGGCUGGUCUGAGGGAAUGUUUGGGCUAUCUUGGGGGGUAGCAGUAAAUGCUAAGGAUGAGAUAGCUGUUACUGAUUAUUACAACAACAGAGUCCAAUUUUUUAACAGUGAAGGAAAUUACUUAAGAUCGUUCGGUCGGUCUGCUACCAAAGAGGGAAAAUUUCAAUGGCCUACCGGAAUAACAUAUCAUAAUAAUGGGAAUAUUUUCGUGGCAGACAAUUGGAACAGUAGAAUCCAGAUUUUCAAAGGGAAGGGUGAGUAUGUGGGAUCCUUUGGUGGGAGAGGAAGCCUUGAUAGUCAGCUCAUUAGGCCCUGGGGUUUAUCGGUAGACAGUGAUGGGAAUAUCAUUGUCGCUGAUUCAGGUAACAGGCUGAUUAAGAUAUUUUCUCCUGAUGGCAAUUUUCUAACGAAGAUAGGAGAGCAGGGCUCUUUGACUAGUCCUAUCCACUGUAUUCAAUAUGAAAGAUAUCUCAUAGUGUCAGACUUCAGUGAAAAUUGUAUCAAAGUUUUUGACAGGAAAGGAAACUUUCAGUACAAGUUUGGAAAGAAGGGUGGAGGGGACGGGGAGUUACAUAGUCCCAGUAGUUUGUUGGUGAACAAAUCAGGUCACUUGAUGGUCUGUGACAGAAAAAACCACAGAAUACAAGUAUUUGAGCUGAAUGGAAAGUUUCUCGGCAAGUUUGGAAAAAAGGGUGCUAAUUUAGGAGAGUUCAAUAAUCCAACCUCUUUAGCAGUUCUCAGCAAUGGCCAAAUUGUUGUUUGUGACGCUUUUAACGAUCAUAUACAGAUACUGGAAUAA
Pocillopora meandrina is the source of this 9175-nucleotide messenger RNA. NCBI's taxonomy places the organism in Eukaryota, Metazoa, Cnidaria, Anthozoa, Scleractinia, Pocilloporidae. The record is from the annotation of a GenBank genome assembly.